AUGAACCUCCUCACGCGUAAGACUUCGAGCAAGUCGCUCUCGGAGAAGGAGAACAGGGGCAGAGGUCCCACGGGUCAGGAUGCUGGUGCGGCGGAGCGCAUUCAGGAAGACACCAAACCCUCACUCUUCCGCCGGUUGAGCAGGAAAACCAGUCGAUCGAGGGAGAGGGAGGGUCAUGGUCAGAAUGAGGCACCAAUCCCACAGCCGAUCGAGGCACGCCAUGAGCGAAAGGCAGUGGCUGAAGAUGUGGGUGACAAAAUCCCUUCAUCAAAGGUCGCCGAAGUCAUGCCAGAGCUCGGCCACGCCGACACCAAGAAGAAGCAUUCAACGAAAUUAAACACAUCGCCUCUUGCAGAGAAGCGCGAGACGCCCCAUCCCAUGGAUCCAGCCACGGAGAAGAAAGUUGCCUCGCUUCCCAGGAGCAAUUCCGAAGGGUUGCAAUCACAUCUCGAAUCAGGUGCACACGAUCAUCCCAAAAGCGACCGCCGCUCUAGAGGCUUGACAAAGGAAGACGUCGAGCAUCUCUUCUCCGGCGCGCCGCAAUUUGUCCUCGAGAAGGGUCGGAGAGGCCGGUGCUUCCCCCAAGCUUUUUUUCCAUGGAACAAUGACCUAGAGAUAUCUGAUCUCCAGGACCGGAGAUAUAUUAAGCAUGAAAGCUUCGCGCUUGCGACGUUACACGCCCACUUGCCCAUCCCUGAUGAAGUAAACUGGAAACCCGGAAUGGCGGCCCCCUUUAAGCAGCAAGGUCUCGAAUUGGGGAAACGGCCCAUGUUCGAAUUAGGGAUCUUUGAACGACCGAACAUGUUGGGCAUCGAAGGUCGGGAGCCAGGUACCGUAGGAAUGCGCUAUUUCCUGGAAAGGCCUGUCGCUGAUGGCAUGACGGACGAAAAGAUCAAGGAGCACGGUAAAGAUGUGGAGGUUGACCUAGCCCUUGCAAAUGCGCCCGCCAUGGAGGCCUUCAAGAUGCUCGCCCUGGGCAAAGAUAAUGAGGAGCUGAAUGCGAAAAUCGGCAAGCAUGCUCCAGCCCAGGAGAGAGCCAGACUGAUCAGAGAAGGCCCGCACGCGUGGAAAGCCGUGGGUGUCAGGGACAUUAGCAUGGUGGUCCUGGCGGAGAGGAUGGAGAAAAUCGGCGAGCUGCGCGAUCACGUCCUUAAUGCGGGCUGGCGAGUCACGGUCCUAAAUCACAUGGACGCUGCGGAUCUUUAUGCCCAUCUCUUCAAUGAACUGCUAUAUCCACCUCAUCGGGUGCCAUCAGAGGCGAAACACGGCAAGGCCUCUCUGAAGAUCCAAAUCGAAGCACUGGUCAAAGUCCUCACCACGCCUGGUGCCUGGCUCGAUUUGAGCGUCCCCGAGUCCAGAUUGCGGUUCGGAAAAAUCCUACACAGCCGGACGACGCGAUACGACCAUGAAACGGGUCUGUUCAUUAUCGAUCCGGAGCGCAAGUGGCUGCUCAUCCAGAUUCUGUUGGCCGUCGAAUUGGUCAUUCGACUUGACGCGGCAUUAAGAUUGGGUGUGGCACUCCAUGCCGAAAACUUUGAGAUUAGCAGCGAGGAAAUUCACCAUUUCAACAAAUUACGCAACCUCAAAGUCGAUUGGGAUCUCGUGGCGGCCAGACGGUUUCUGUUUCUCUCCUAUGUCAAGAGGAUCGAAAGGGGGGGUUCGGCUCUGGUAUCGCCUGUCCAGACUUUAGAGCGACCUCUGACUCUUAGACAGAAGUCGUCCGCCGAACGUCAGCAGCAUCAUGAGCAGCGGCCGGCGCAUCUCAAGCAGAAGUCCUCGGCCGAGCGCCAUUCACUGUUUGGCGAACUCAGACACAAGAUAGGCUUGGGCGGAACAGACUAUGAACCACACACAGUGCUCGAUGUCUGUGACGUGGCGAUCAUGUCUCGACAACCGGCCGUAAUGGUGGACGGCCUCUUCCGUUUCGCCACAAACAUUGGGUGGCCACGAAGCCACCAGCUCCAUGAGUCCCUCAAGCACAAACUAUGCACGGCUUCCGCGGAAGAGAGGGAGAAGAUGCUCAUGGAUGCAAUCGUCUGUCCCGACAACAACACCUCCGCGACCAAUCCUGCCAACUUGACACCUUCGCUUCAAAGUUUCAACGUUGAUCUACAUGCUGCUACACCUACCACCGUCGGGGGCUGGCUCUCUCACAGCUGGCUCUCUGGCAUGAUUCUUCCAGGCACCUCGAUCUGCGAUAUACUGAUGUCCACGCUCCUCGAGAACGAUCCCAACCCGCAGACUCUGCGGGAUCUGGGCUCAGCCAGCCUACCGCUUCGAGGAUGCGGGUUCAUUCUCGACGGGUCCUCAUGGUGGUCGAAAUCCUGCAUCGUGGGACGGGUCAUGGCACCCAUGCGGGGCGCAAAGGAGUCCAUGGGCUGGAUCUUCACGCCCAAUUUCGUCCCCUUGUAUGAGAACACUGGAACGCCGUUCAGCAACCGCUGGGUGAAGGUGAAAUGUUUCCCUGUCAUCACGGAUCGCGAUCGGCCUAGGAUAUUCGAUGGCGACAGACUGGCCGAAGAUUCAACUCCACUGGGCAAAGGCAAAGGAGGGAUAAUGGGGACCGAGUUUAGUAUGGUGACGGAUCACAUAUUGGAUGACGGACGUGCACCGGAAGUGACAGUCAAAGAUAUCAAGGUCCACUUAUCCAGCUCAGAUGUCACACAGACGUCUUCAGAACACCCCUUGUCAGCAUGGGCCCAGUUCGAUAUCAUGCUUACAACACCACCGAUCUCUCCUUCUCAUCCAUCGUCCGCAGACACGUCGGCUUCCGAAACGGCGCAGCUCCAGAUCCGCUACGGCCUUGAUCGCGCCGUGUAUUUCGUAACCUCACACCCGUGCCGUCUCCCACACGGCCACGCCACAUUCAAGCCGGGCUCAGCGGAUGCACACUAUGAACAACAACACCCAAAACACAUACGGGGCGUGACAGAACACAUCCCAGCCCAUCCACUGCACAAGACAUAUCCCUACGUAACGAAGACACUGGCGGAGAUUGUACAGAAUCCGGGGCUGACUCCCCCGAACCCGACGAAGACGGGCGACGAUGGGGUGUGGGUCAUUGACGCACGGAGCCACGGUGGUGAUUCUGCGCAUAGUUCCCAGAGCAAUCUGUGUGCCGCCGAAACACCUACUACAACUCCUUCAACACCAUCAGCAACAGCAACAGCCGGCACCAUCACAGUCACAUCUCCCACCGCCAGCGCCCAACCUGACUUAUUCCUCCAGCACUACCUCCACGGCAGCAGCGACCCGCAACUCUGGAAAAAGGACAUCCUCGUCCGGGCGUGGUGCGCCGAAAAGGGCCGCAAUGCCAUCGUCGCGAGAGUCGGGCGCACGUGUCUGUCCUGCGCGAUUCGCGAGGCCAAGGCACUCGAGAUUGCCGUAAUUAUCAGGGUCGGGAUCAAGGAAUGA
Molecule: messenger RNA, 3414 nt
Organism: Cladophialophora bantiana CBS 173.52
Lineage: Eukaryota; Fungi; Ascomycota; Eurotiomycetes; Chaetothyriales; Herpotrichiellaceae
Exons: 3
Coding region: 1-3414 (1137 amino acids)
Source: RefSeq, a predicted model, not a curated record